Molecule: messenger RNA, 2490 nt
Organism: Branchiostoma floridae (Florida lancelet)
Lineage: Eukaryota; Metazoa; Chordata; Leptocardii; Amphioxiformes; Branchiostomatidae
Product: cyclin-J-like
Exons: 6
Coding region: 236-1090 (284 amino acids)
Biological process (GO): mitotic cell cycle phase transition; regulation of cyclin-dependent protein serine/threonine kinase activity
Cellular component (GO): cyclin-dependent protein kinase holoenzyme complex; cytoplasm; nucleus
Molecular function (GO): cyclin-dependent protein serine/threonine kinase regulator activity
Source: RefSeq, a predicted model, not a curated record
UAAUUCAUUGAUUUGAUUGGUCAGAAGUUCUGAAUAUAAAUUACUUCCUGUGACCUUAGGUCAUCUGAAAGAAGAGAUCUCACAUCGCGGAGACACGUUUCAAAUUUUACUUACUGUCUUCUCUGGAACCCCGCACGAUGUCGUAGCACAGAGGAGACAGUAAGAGACUAAAGCUAGUCCUCCCAGUAGUGUAGUAAGCCUUCUGCUUGGGAGCCUGUCUGCAAUUGGUUCAGUCAUGGAGGUUCAAAAGGAGUGGUGGAAGACUCAGCUCGCAACCGACAUUCACGAGACGCUCCGCACCAAGGAGGCAGAACUCCCGCCAUUCAAGGGUCUGUCCCCCCAGUUGGGCUUGCGCAGGUAUCUGGUAGACUGGUUGAGCAUCAUUAAUGAGAAACAGGGUGUCCACUGUACAGCACUGCACCUGGCUGUUUACCUUCUGGACCAGUUCAUGGACAGCUAUGACAUCCAGGAGAGCAGGAUGCACCUGGUGGCGCUGGGGUGUCUACUGGUGGCAUGUAAGUUUGAAGAGGAGGAGAGAAGAGUACCUCGGAUCAAGAAGCUGAACCAGUAUGUGAGAGAAGUCUACUCUGAGGAGGAGUACCUGCAGAUGGAGCUGACUAUCCUGAAGUUCUUCCAGUGGAACAUCUCCCUGCCCACCCCUGCACACUUCCUGGACUACUACAUGACGGAGGGGGUGUCCCAGUCCGACCUGCAUGCAGGCUACCCUGUGUGCUCAGUCAACAAGAGCAGGCUGUACCUGGAGAAGUACUGUCACUACUUCUUGGAGGUGUCCUUACAAGACCACUGUUUCCUGGUGUUCCGUCCAUCGGUGAUCGCAGCGGCAUGUGUAGCGGCCUCCAGAAUCUGCCUGCACCUGUCGCCCACAUGGACCAGUCGUCUCCACGGUAUCACCGGGUAUCGCUGGGACCACAUCGCGCCUUGCAUCGAGACUAUGCUCAAGGUGCAUGAAAUGGAUGUCAAAGCCACAAAGACAAGCAAAGACACCAAGGACAAUGUCUCCAGUGCCAUGAUGUAUGAGAGAGGGAAACACAGUGGCUACAACAGAGGUUAUGCUGUCUGCAUCUCGUAGUGGAACCCCCACAUUCUCAGGGUUUAUCAGACGCCACAUACAUGUGGGGACUACUGUGCAAUGAUGAGAUGGGACCAAGUUGGUCCUUCUUAUUCUUCUUUUGAGUUCAGAGAGUAUGAAGAUUAUACCUACUGCUGAAAAGUGUAUUGAACAUGGUGGAGUUAAAAGAGAUACAUAUUUUGAUCAGUGAACAUGACAGUAACGUAGAAUACAGGGUUCUACAUAGGGAUAUAAAAAUGCAUGUUGGAAUUCUAUAUUCCACAUUCUUAACCUUUGCCUCACCAAAGGUGGCUUCACUUUUAUCAUAGCACAAGUCAACAUGCAUUAGGUUAAGGAAAUAGGUAGACUUUUGUUGCAGUCCUUGGAUUAUUCUUUUGCCAAACUAUAGUUAUAACAGAAAGGUAUAUUUUGCUUUGUUGGCAUCAUCAUAGUAUGCUUCACUGUCAGUGUUGAAUAUCUCAGGUGCUCUUAAACUGUCAACAUUUAUACAUGUUUGAUUUUGUGUCGAAAAGAUUGCAAAGGUAUGAAAAAGAAAAAAAAAACAUCUUGUAUGCAUAUUCUACAUUAUUAGAUUAAGCCCUUUUGUUCCUAUAUCCAGACCAGAAAAGCCUUCAAAGAAGUAUAUUUGACUAGAUGAAAUGGAGAUGACUGAACUAUGUGAAAGUGGAUUGCAGCUUGCGAUGUUCACACACGGGUUUUUCAGAAGAUAACACAGAGAAGGAAGGUUAUAUCACUCUGUGUGUGUUAUUAAGAAGUAAAGGUGUUGUGGAGACAGAGAUGUAGUAUAUCAAAGAGUUUAUAUUUUGAAAACAGAAGUGGAAAAAGUGUUUCUAGAUCAGUCUUUAUAAAGGAUGGCCAGUAUGGCACACUGGUCAGUGGCACUGUACAAAGCCAUAGAGUAGUCUUAUCUUUGUUAUUUUGUUUUCUAACUUAUUUUUGUGAUUCUGCAUACUUACCCAUUUACUAAUUUAGUCAAGCAUGUCAGCAAGUUCAAGAUGGGAAUAUAGCAAAGAAAAGUGAACUGUUUUGGCAUACUGUAGUUCUAGUUUCUGUGCAGAAAAAGUUUGUUGAUUACAGAAAACAGUAUAUUUUGACAGGGAAAGCAGUAACUUGUCUUGCCAGAAAAGUAUUAUAUCAUCAAAAAGUGCAAUUACCCAUACUACAUUCCACAUGUUUUGUGAAGAACUAUAAGAAAUGUUGUCAGUAAAAAGACUGUUUAAGUGAGGUUAAGAUAUUCAAGAAACCAUCGGAGUAUAUUUGGGGGAUCUUACAGUUGGCUUCUGAACCAGUACAUCUUAUUUAAGUUUGUUGCAUUGUUCUGUUGCAUUGUCAUUCUCAUACUUCAUUCCAUCCACUGACCUCAUCCGACAUGAAGAGAGUAAAGUUAUGCUGGCCUUUUA